This is a messenger RNA of Schistocerca piceifrons (Central American locust), 4729 nucleotides long. It is a transcript of the gene Lac, whose product is annotated as lachesin. The record is from RefSeq and is a predicted model, not a curated record. The transcript is spliced from 7 exons. The coding region runs from base 187 to 1275 and encodes 362 amino acids. Gene Ontology annotation, cellular component: neuron projection. Lineage: Eukaryota; Metazoa; Arthropoda; Insecta; Orthoptera; Acrididae.
UCUGCAACUGGGUGUGUUUGGUUUCCGCCAUUUGUCAAGGAAGUGUUUACUUUUGUUUUGUUGCAAAACCAUAGCAACUGUUAGGAAAAUUGGCGGUGUAGGUGUGGGAAGCGGUUGGUUGUUGGCUAGGUCUGUUGGUGUUGACUGACUGCGUAAGAAAUUUAAUUUUCGAUUUUGACUAUUAAAAUGGAUUUACGGCUGUAUACGAUUUUCGUCGGUUUCUUCUCUGUUGUUUAUGCUCAGCGGACACCUACAAUAUCAUACAUAUCACAAGAACAAAUCAAAGAUAUUGGUGGCACUGUGGAACUUGAAUGCUCAGUGCAGUAUGCCCAGGACUAUCCUGUGCUAUGGAUGAAAGUGGAUCGUAAUAGGCAAGUUGAUCCCUUACCUAUAUCAACUGGAAGUUCGUUGAUUAUUCGUGACAGCCGAUUUGCUUUGAGGUAUGAUACAGCAAGUUCGACAUACACCUUACAGAUAAAGGACAUUCAAGAGACUGAUGCUGGUUUUUACCAGUGCCAAGUGAUCAUUGGUUUGAACAACAAAAUAACAGCAGAAGUAGAUCUUCAAGUCCGCCGUCCGCCUGUAAUUUCAGACAACUCUACGCGCUCAUUAGUUGUAAGUGAGGGACAGGCUGUAAGACUUGAGUGUUAUGCUGGAGGCUAUCCUGCACCCCGUGUUUCUUGGCGUCGUGAGAAUAAUGCUAUCCUUCCUACUGGAGGUUCUAUAUAUAGAGGGAAUGUCUUGAAGAUUUCCAGGAUUGGGAAAGAAGAUAGAGGUACUUAUUAUUGUGUGGCAGAAAAUGGCGUUGGCAAAGGAGCACGGCGCAACAUAGCUGUUGAAGUGGAGUUUCCACCUGUGAUAACAGUACCAAGACCUCGUCUUGGGCAGGCUUUGCAGUAUGACAUGGACUUGGAAUGCCAUGUUGAGGCUUACCCACCCCCUGCCAUUACAUGGUUGAAAGAUGAAACUGUCCUUUCGAACAACCAGCAUUACAGCAUCUCACAUUUUGCAACUGCUGAUGAAUUUACUGAUACAACACUUCGUGUGAUAACAAUUGAGAAACGGCAGUAUGGCAAGUACCAAUGCAAGGCAGCCAACAAACUGGGUGAAGCUCGGGAAGAGGUGGAGUUGUUUGAAACCAUUAUCCCUGUUUGUCCCCCUGCCUGUGGUCAAGCAUAUGGAGGAGAUGCAGCAGAAAUAUCAACUAGCAUGGCUCUCAUUCUCAUCUCAACUAUUAUAGUUGCAUUGCAUCGAAACCUCAACACCAAACAUUAAUUUUCGUUUUGUUGUGUGGCCAAAUGAAGGCAGCUAUAUUCUUUUGGAUCUUAUACUGUUAGUCUUUCUGUGGAUGGCAGUGCUUUGCAGAUUAUCUGACAUAUAAAUAUAUUAUACUGUUAGUCUUUCUGUGGAUGGCAGUGCUUUGCAGAUUAUCUGACAUAUAAAUAUAAGUUGUGGGCAUUGAUCACACAGAGGCCAAAGGAGUUUCUGCUCAUAACAUUCCACAUGAAAUGAGUAACAUAUAAAAACAAGACUUUAGAGGAACUAUUUAUUUUCGUAUGGUAGAUAUGUUCUAUUAAGUGUCUCCAUUGUAUAAUAAGAUUCUAAAUUUGUUUUGGGGCAUGUCACAAUUACUGUAUUUCUUUAAUGUUUUGUUUGGUAUCUGUACCAAGCAGACAAUUGACUUUUUUCUGAAAUUAUGUUGAUUGUGUCAUUUUGAAAGUAUUAUGGAAUAUUGUGUGACUUGAUUGCUUUACUUAGGCACAACAUGUGUAGUGGUACAAAAAUAUGUUUCUUUGAUGUACUAUGUGGUAGAAUUGUGAGAGUGAGAUUUUCUUUGAGAACAUUACAUUCCUUUUGAAAUACAGCUGCUGCUGCAGCUUUUAAUUUUUUUAUAUCUAAUGGGCAGCUAAGUUUUUACUUAAUAGCAUUACUCAUGGCAUGUAAAGUUUUUGCAUUAUUGCCUUUUGUGAUGAUUCAUUACUGUGUAUGAUAUUCGUAACUUUUGUACUAAUGUAAAUAUUAGCUAAUCGUACUCUUCCUCAUAAAAUUUUUGUUUACAAGAGUCCAGUCCAUUGUGCAGGCAGCAGUAAAGAUUGUAAACAUAUAUUUUAGUCAAAUGUAACCCUUUGAAUUCUGUAGAAAGGUGGUUCUAAAGCUUAUAACUUCAUAAAAAGUUAAAUCAUCAAACAGGUAGAAUAGAAAGCUGUGGGUAUUGCAUAACACAGUAAAUGGUAUUACCCAUUUUUGUAAGUUUAAUUUAAUAAAGUCUUUCUUAAGAUCUGGGCAGUAAUAAGACUGAUAUGGAAGCUGUUUUGAAAACAAAGUAAUAAACUCAAAAUAUUAAAACCAACCAUUGUUUUUAAUCUUUGGCAUUUGCAGAUAUGUGUUUGUGUGUUGGAGAUACGUCUUUGCUACAGUUAAAUAUGUCGUAUUCUAAACUUUCUCGUACUUUUAGUUUCUCAAAUCACAACUUUUUGUUAUACCAAUUUUACUAUAUUACCCAGUAUUUCUUGCUAUCACAUACACACAGUUUAAGCCUUUAAUACUAGCUGCUGUUUUGUCAUUUAGAUUGAAUAGCUAAUAAACAGAUCGUAAAAUAUUCAGAAUCAUGUACCCACUGAUAUUCAUCCGAUUAGCAUUUGCACGUUUGUUGUGUGGUUGACCUGCACCAUGAUAUGCUUACAUAUUUCUUGUGUGGGUAUUUUCACUUUGUAAUGUAUCUUUGUAGUACGUCUGCAAUAUUUAUGUAGUAACAACAGUAUAUGUGUGUUUCCCUUGUAUUUAUAUUUAAUUUGUUUGUGUACAUAUCAUUUUUGUAACUUGCUUACAAGUUGGUUGUGGCUAUUGUAAACUUUGGCUUUCAUUCAUAAAUUGAUUUAAUUUUGGUCAUAAAUCCCAUAUUGUACAGUUAUUACAAGUACCUGCAGCCAAAAAUCAUUAGGUAUUGUAUAAUUUCAGAGGCAGACGAUUGUAAAAGACAAACAUUCCAAUACGUAAAAGUAACACUGGAAUAAAUUUUAUAUGCGUUUUCAGUUUUUCUGUAUUAAAACAUUAGAUAGCUCAAAAUAUUAAAGUAGGAUUUUUAAAAGUAAAGAUGUGUCUUAUUAGAUUCCAAAUGAGACACUUUUGAUUAUAUUCAGAGAACAACCUUCCUUACUCUUCAUUUGUCUAGCAGAACUACAGCGUAAGAACAUUCACACCAUGCGCAUGAAAGUGGUACAGUUGCUAUGUUUCACUUCAAAAUCAGUAAUAAAUCAGCCUAGUGCUUGUGAAUGUGAGCAGUGAAACUUAGGUUCUCAGAUUGUGAGGACAUUUGGUAACUUACCAUGACAAAAUGUAUUUUUUAACGUGAAACGGUAUGGUAAAGUUUUGAGAUACAGCGCCAAUUUCUGUGGACUACAGAUAACACUAAUCACAUAAUGUUGCUGGAAAAGAAAUUCUCAAAAAAUAAAUGUUUCACAAAAAGCAGCAACACUUAUAUUUUAUGCCCACAAGAACAACAUAUAGUAACCAACACAUAAACUGCUUACAUUACAAGAUGUGUGUUCUGGAGCUUUACCUACCGUUUCUACACAUGAGCUGUUAACUCUGAUGAUAUCUGUAGAAUGCAUUGACUUUACAAUUAAUUGAAUUGCAGAGAUGUUUCAGCAAUAUGUAUUCAUAGUAUGGUAUUGUAUGUGUAAGGGUUACAGUUAUUGUCAAAAUUUUAGGUUUUCCAAUAAUAAUAGUUUUAAAGCAGGUACAUUUGGCUGCAUAUGACCUUCAUUUCUGUUCUCUAGACAUCAGCCAGAAUAAAUCUCUAGAUUUUGUACUUAAUACAAGAGCAUUGGCUGCAAAACUGUCAAAUAUACAUGUAAAGAAUCUUUUACAUUUUUGUAAACUUUCAAAAAAAUUCAAACUGUUGUACUGAUGUGCGCUGUCUGCUACAGAGGUUUUUAUUCUAUUAUUUGCUGCAUAUUGACCUGUGUUUCAUGUGUUAAUUUUUGCAUCAGAGACAAAGGAGAUAAAAUAUACAAUAUGUUUAUGUGGAUCAUAACAUUUUCCAGAUAAGACUGUGGAUGUCACGAGGAGGAAAAUUAUUGCUGUUAAGUUUGCUUGAUAAUUGUAGUUUGCUUCAAAAUGUUUUAUGGGAUAACUGUGAAGGGAAGAGUAAAUACGCAGUCGUAAAUACAGACUCUUCUAACCCCUCCCCUCUAUCUUUUAUAGAUACAUGAAAAUAAGAGAAAAUGAUUAAAAUGUAAAUUAGUACAUGAAAAAACGAGAUCUUUUCCUCCUCCUCCUCCUUCAUCAUCUUCUUCUCAGGUGAUCUCUUGAAGCCAUAUAGAAAAGCACUGCAGCUUGUUUAUCAAAAUUAAAUGAUGUUUGUAGCUAGGAUUUUCUUUUUUCAAAAUAUAAGAAAAUAUGCAUUUGUAAUGAAGUACAAUAUGUAUUACAUAAGUAUUAACAUGCAAAUUGAAAAUUUGCCUUGUUGCUCAUUGAGUACUGUGAUGCCCAAAAAAUAAUAUUGGCAGCUGAUUGCCAUCUUUUUUUUACAGUUGUUACUGCCUCAAAGGCAUAUGAUAUCCAGUUUAUAUUUUCAUAAUGCCAAUAACUAGAUCUGUCAUUAUUUUUGUACUUUUAUACAGAAAUUUCAACAGGCUUUGUUAUAUUGAUCGAAAGAAUUUCCUUGAUAUGAAAUGUAGUUUUUUGUUGAAAUGUGAAAUAAAGAGCACAAUUUUGUCAUUAAAAA